This is a messenger RNA of Salarias fasciatus (jewelled blenny), 4269 nucleotides long. Its product is annotated as sodium/hydrogen exchanger 6-like. The record is from RefSeq and is a predicted model, not a curated record. Gene Ontology annotation, cellular component: recycling endosome; plasma membrane. Gene Ontology annotation, molecular function: potassium:proton antiporter activity; sodium:proton antiporter activity. Gene Ontology annotation, biological process: proton transmembrane transport; potassium ion transmembrane transport; regulation of intracellular pH. The transcript is spliced from 17 exons. The coding region runs from base 103 to 2343 and encodes 746 amino acids. Lineage: Eukaryota; Metazoa; Chordata; Actinopteri; Blenniiformes; Blenniidae.
AAGAAGCUGUCAUUUACGCUCCUCCAGCCAGUUCCUGCCCUCUAGCAGCCGUGAAAACACGCCGAUUGAGCGACAAAUGUAACUUCGUGAAACGACGCCGCAAUGGGAUUCCCACCGAGACGCUGUCCUGGCGUCAGGCCGUCGAAAGCGCCUCUCCUGCUGCCUUUUCUGCUCACGGCGCUGCUCGUCGGGAGCCGAGGCGACGGCAACGCGAUGGACAACGUCGCCACGGAGAGGCUGGCUGAGGAGAGCCACCGACAGGACAGCGCCAACCUGCUCAUAUUCAUAAUGCUCCUGACGCUCACGAUCCUCACCAUAUGGCUCUUCAAGCACCGGCGCUUCAGGUUCCUGCACGAGACGGGGCUCGCUAUGAUUUACGGCCUGUUGGUGGGUGUGAUCCUGCGCUUUGGCAUCCACGUGCCCCAAAGCAUGAGCGACGUCACGCUGAGCUGCGCCGUCAAUGCCAGUCCCGCCACUCUGCUGGUCAACGUCAGUGGCCGGUUCUACGAGUACACUCUGAAGGGAGAGGUCAGCCGGAGCAAAGGUCACCAAGUGCAGGACGACGAGAUGCUCAGGAAGGUGACCUUUGACCCAGAGGUGUUUUUCAACAUUUUGCUACCUCCCAUCAUUUUCCAUGCAGGCUACAGUCUGAAAAGGAGACAUUUUUUCAGAAACAUCGGCUCCAUCCUGGCGUACGCUUUCAUGGGAACUGUCAUAUCCUGCUUUGUUAUCGGGCUCAUCAUGUACGGCUUUGUGUCCUUCAUGAAAGUUGUGGGUCAGCUCGGGGGAGACUUUUUCUUCACCGACUGCCUCUUUUUUGGAGCCAUUGUUUCGGCCACCGAUCCUGUGACUGUGCUGGCUAUUUUCAACGAGCUAAAGGUUGAUGUGGACCUAUACGCCUUACUUUUUGGAGAGAGUGUUCUCAAUGAUGCCGUAGCCAUUGUCCUCUCCUCCGUUCUCCUCCGCUUGGAAAAGCAGAGUAGGCAGGGGGCUGGAGCCGUACGCUCCGCGGGAGAUGAAGGCCCGGUCUGGCCUGAGGGGGAGGACGAAAGGUCGGGAGGAAACCAGACAGCAGCUCCUCGCUCCAUCGUGGCGUACCAGCCUGCAGGAGACAACAGCCACAGCUUCGAGGCCAUGGCCUUGUUGAAGUCCUUCGGCAUCUUUCUGGGGGUCUUCAGCGGCUCUUUCGCUCUUGGAGUGGCCACAGGAGUCAUGACUGCUCUCGUGACCAAAUUCACCAAGCUGAGAGACUUCCCCUUACUGGAGACCGCUCUGUUUUUCCUCAUGUCCUGGAGCACCUUCCUGCUGGCCGAGGCCUGCGGAUUCACAGGUGUUGUCGCUGUGCUCUUCUGUGGGAUAACUCAGGCUCACUACACCUUCAAUAAUCUCUCCCCCGAAUCUCAGGACAGGACCAAACAGUUGUUCGAGUUGCUGAACUUCCUGGCAGAAAACUUCAUCUUCUCUUACAUGGGUCUGACACUUUUCUCCUUCCAAUCCCACGUCUUCAACCCGCUGUUCAUCAUCGGGGCCUUUGUGGCGGUGUUUCUGGGCAGGGCUGCAAACAUCUACCCGCUGUCCUUCCUCCUCAACCUGGGCCGCAAGAACAAGAUCGGGUCCAACUUUCAGCACGUUAUGAUGUUUGCAGGUCUGCGUGGGGCGAUGACCUUUGCCCUUUCUAUCAGAGACACGGCGACGUACGCCCGCCAGAUGAUGUUUUCUACCACCCUGCUGAUUGUGUUCUUCACUGUCUGGAUCUGCGGAGGCGGCACCAUGCCCAUGCUGUCCUUCAUGAGCAUACCGGUGGGCGUAGACUCUGAUCAGGAAAACUCUAGUUCAGCGGCGCUGGAUGGAUCGCAGCGCAGAAACACCAAACACGAGAGCGCCUGGCCCUUCAGGAUCUGGUACACCUUUGACCACAACUACCUGAAGCCCCUCCUGACCCACAGCGGCCCUCCGCUCACUGCCACUCUGCCCGCCUGUUGCGGCCCGCUGGCACGCUGCCUCACCAGCCCUCAGGCCUACGAGAAUGAAGGCCAGCUCCACGACGACGACUCCGACUUCGUCAUGAACGACGCCGGCGUCGGGUCCAUGUACGCCGACGUCACCGUCAGCACGGACGCCUCCGGCUCCCGCACCGUCAACCCGGGGCGCCCCUCCUCCGGCGGCGGGGGCCCGUUCGACGAGGGCCUGGACCACGAGCUGGCGCGGGCCGAGCACGAGGUGGCCAUCCGCGGCACGCGCCUGGUCCUGCCCAUGGACGACCCGGCCGAGCACCCCACCACCGUCACGCUGCCCCCGCCGCCCUCCCCGCCGCGCUCCGACCCCCGCAGGCACAGACUGUAAGGCCGAGGCGAAUCAGGCAGGAGUCCUUGGAUCGGGCUGCUCUGGCGGCGCCGUGCUGGCGGGACCGCCUCCGUCUAACAUGCAGGUGGAAACACUUUCAGCAACCUGAGUCAUGAGUUGAAAAAAAAAACAAAAAACAAAACGAAACACUCGGACAGAUGUUUUUCUUUUUAUCUUGAAUGUGAAUGCACUACGUUUAAGGUACUUUAAAUUAAGAGCACCUCAAGUUUAUAGCUUCAUUAAAAUGAUACGAGAUACAUUUAGCCGCGACGAGAGGCUUAAAAACGGGGCUGCUGGUUGAUCCUGUGUCUGUGGUCCCACCGGGCUGCGGCUCAGUCUCUCAAACAGCUUCAGCAGCUUCUGUGUUUGUCCUGCUUCCCUCGAGUGUUUGUACUCGACGAUCGCCUCAAAGCUCGUUUGUUUUUCUCUGCGUCCCUCCUGAAGUGUGUUGGUAGAGAAGGGCAGGAUCAAGAGAUUCAAACAGGGAGCAGAUGCACGGAGGCAGAGACCUCUGGACGUCAACACAAAUCAGCAACCUGAUGGAAACUCCAGCUGCUCCUCGACGUCCAGGCUUUACCCACUGCCUGCUUCUACCUGGUGAUUUAUUUAUAAAACUAACUGUUUAAUUUAUUCUUUAAUUUAUUUAUUGUUUUGUAAAAUGAUGUUGAUUUAUUUUCCGAUGAGAGGCUACGUGAAAGAUCCCCCAUGGUGACGCAUCGGGUUGCUUGUUUACCUUCGGUAUGGGGGACCCGGGUUCGAAUCCUUUUACAGACUACCUGUGAACGGAUCGGAUGAAUUGAUUUUCUUUCUCAGACAAGACAAAAAAAAAAAAAAAAAACGCACUACGACUUUUCCCAUAAGGUACGCUGUACAGUAAUGGAGUGGUGAAGGAGAUGGGUUUUCAUUCCAGGAGUUUUUAUGCAUGCUUACCAAGAUAUUUCACAUCCUCACUGUAGCAGAUGCUUUGACUUUAUACUUGGAAAUUAGAGCUUCCCUGUGUGUAUGUUUUACCUAAUCUUUGUAUGUGUGUGUGUUUGGGGCUGAUCUGGUCAGGUCUGUCACAGUUUAUUAGGGCUAAUGUUGGUUUCUGGGUUUUCUGCCUCUGACUGGCUCAACCUGUUUUUCCUUUGAAGAAAACGAAGAAAUCACUGCCGUGUUUUUGUCAGUUUGGAUCAUCGGAGUCGACUGAGGGCUGGCUGAACUGUUUCCGAUUAAAGUGCCUAUUCAGAAAUUACUUCAUGUAGAUUUGUAAAUAAGUUUAUUUGCUCUUGUGCAGUAAGAUAAUCUUUUGUCUGUUUUUAUAGGAUGUUAAAGCUUUUCGAUUGGUCGAUGUUGAAUAUUCCCAGUGUAGUUGGGUGUAGCUAUCAGUGCAUCGAGUUGAGCACAAACUAAAGCUACUGACUUAAGAAUAACAGUAAUAUUUUGGCUCCAAUUACCAUUUUGUGAACAGUGUUCCUCUGGGAAUUUGGUGUCUGUCCUCAAAAGUGGAUGUUGGUCGAGUAGAAGGUACAACCACACAGGUGUAUAUUUUCAGCGUCUAAUUGAUGCCAUGUUGUGCUCCUUUUUAUGUUUUUUUUUUUUUUGUUUAAAAAAAAGAAAAAAAAAAAACAAGCUGUUCUCAUAAGUUGCACUGAGAUGUUUCCUGAAGCUAACUGAGACCCCUCAUGCCGUUCUUUGAGCAGGUCUGACUAACACAACCAGGUGGAUGGAAGCAGGAUACUACUGGUUAAAAUGAUUUUUUUCUUUUUUUUUGAGUGUGUGUGUGUCUAAAGCUGCCCAUGUGUUUUUAUUUGGAUCUUCAAGCAGUAUUCUUGAUAUGAUGCCUGUGUUUCUGCAUAUUUGUCCAAGAAUAUGGACACAAGCGGAUAUGCAUCUCUGUCCUUACUGGUUUAAAUGUAUUUGAACCAUUAAAAAAAAAAAGAAAAA